AUGGCAGCGGAGGCGGCAAUCUCAUCGGUGGUGGAGCUGCUCGGCAAUCUGCUGAUCGAGAAGGUGAACUCCCUGCGAGGCGUGGAGGGAAAGGUGCGGUCGCUGAAAGACGAGCUGAAAUCGAUGCAAUCUUUUUUAAGAGACGCUAACAGAAGGGAAGCAAAAGAGGAAAGAGUGCGUGAUUGGAUACGGGAGCUCAGAGAAAUCGCUUACGAUGCCGAAGAUACCAUCGAAAUGUUCCUCAUCAAUGUCGAGAAUGUCAAGAGCAGAGGUCUUGUCAAGAGAUGCACCAGCUUCCCGAAGCGCAUGUACCACACCGACCGAAUCGGGGAUGAGAUCGAGUCGAUCCGCGCUAGGCUUGACGCGAUCGAUAAAAGCAGGGAGAGGUACGGGAUACAGAUUGUCGACGAGACGGAGAUGUCGCAAGUGGAACUGCGGCGGAGGUUGUGUGCUUGGCAAAAAGACGAACACCUGGUGGGCGUGGAAGAUACUGUGGAGAAGGUGAUGCGAGAAGCGAUUCUGGAUGAGGAGAAGAGAGGGCUUUCGGUAGUGGUUAUACAAGGCAUGGGUGGGAUCGGGAAAUCCACACUUGCACGGGAGAUAUACAACCACCCCGCUGUCGUUUCCGGUCCAUUCGAUCGACGUGGUUGGGUUGUGGUGUCGAGUGAAUUUGCGCCACAGGAGACGAUCAAGCAGUUAAUUUUCCAGCUGUCCGGAUCGGAGGUGGAGAAAAAGGAAGUGAUGGAAGAAAUCCAGAAAUUGGAGCAGUCGAUGAAGGAUAAGCAAUUUCUCCUGCAAAAGCUUCAAGAGAUGCUUCACAAACAACUGGAGGAAUCAACUUAUUUCAUAGUUAUGGAUGACGUGUGGGAGCAAGACCAUUGGGAUUAUUUCAACACUGCUUUCCCCCAUCAACAAGAUAAAACAAGUAGAUUAUUGCUUACAACCCGCAACAAGAUUAUUGCAAAGCAUGAUCAGUAUGCGUUAAAGAUGAAGCUUCUAGACCCGGAGAAAAGUUGGGAAUUGUUCUUGAAGAAGGCAUUCGUUAACAACACCAAUGGCACAUGUCCAGAAGAAUUAGAGAGUAUAGGCAAAAAAAUCUUGGAAAAAUGCGAUGGUUUGCCAUUAGCAAUUAGUGUGGCGGGAGGCUUGCUUGUGGAUUCUCAAGACAAGAGUAGAUGGAAACAAGUUCUCGAUCAUAUAGACUCCAAUAUCCUUGAGAACACCGUACCAAAUAUUUUGGCGUUGAGUUACCAGAAUUUGUCUCCUCAAUUGAAAUCAUGCUUCUUAUGUGCAGCCUUUUUCAAGGAAGACUUUAUUAUCUCUUCCAAUGAGAUAAUAAGUAUAUGGCAUGCACAAGGUUUGAUCCAAGAGAAAGGAGGUAGAAGUGUUGUGGAGUGUGGAAGAGCUUACUUAAAUGAGUUGAUCAAUCGAAGUAUGCUUCAAAUUCAGGAUCUAACCAUUGAUGGUCAAGUCAAAGGGUUUCGUCUCCAUGAUCUUAUUCGCGAGGUAUGCAUAGCCAAAGCAGAGCAGGAAAUGAGUGUGAAGAUUGUAAAGGGAGAGGAAGACGAGAGAGGAUGUUCAUCUGAAUCCUCGUAUAAACCUCGCCAUCAUGUUGUCUACAACAAAUCUUCUGAAACUUUAUCCUCGAAUCAGAAUAAGUAUCUUCGCUCUGCUUUCCUCUUUAAUGUUGGGGGGAAGAGUCUAACAAAUAAUAUUCCAUCUCCUUACUGGAAGAGCUUCGAACUCCUUAAGAUACUCUACCUUGAUGGCUUUCCGUUUACAAAAUUGCCCAGCUCUUUUCGGUGCUUAGUUGGAUUGAAGUACUUGAGAAUACAUACAAAUAACAGUUGGGAAUAUUUGAAGCUCCCGAGUUGGCUUGCUCGCUUUAAUAAACUCGAGUUUCUUUACGUGGAAUAUGCACAGUUCACAGGUGUUGCACUGAAAAUGGAAAGCUUGCUCAACUUCGGCGCACGUGGAGUACACGGAAAACCCAUGAAAGUAGAGAAUUGGAAAAGUAUAGAGAGUUUGAAGGGUAUCAGGCUAGAGGAUUGGGUGGAGAUGAGCUCAGGCCUAAUGCCUAAUUCUCAUCUUCGUGAAUUGCACAUAUAUGUACGCAUGAUUGAUAGUAUGGAUAGCAUGAUUGGGGAUAUGGAUGGUAUGGUAAGUAGGGGAAGAGCGUCCCUACAAACGAUGACAAAUCUUGUGAAACUACACCUGAUGUUUGAUAUGAUUGUGUCGCCACACUCACGCAUAUUGAACAAAUUAAUUCCCAAUCUAGAGAGUCUCACAUCGCUUAAACUUUCAAGUUAUGGUUUCUCUGACGAAACACUAGUUGCGAGUGUCUUCCCUCCCAAUCUGUCUAACCUAACGUUGGUUCGCAUGAGAAAUGUUUCGAUGGAAGAGUUGGGUAAGCUACCAAAGCUACACUAUCUCACCUUAAAAUAUGUUCAUGUUUCUGAAAAUAUAGAGAGGAUGAAGAUAUUGCAUGACGGGUUCCCCUGCCUCGAGGCCCUCUCCCUCAAAAGAAUGUUUCGUCUGAGAGUUAUCGACGUAGAAGAAGGUGGAAUGCCGUGCCUCAGUAAACUCCGGAUCCGUGAAUGCUCAUAUCUGAAGAGUACUGAGAAUCUGCCCAAACACAUCAUCAUAUCAUUUGCAUAACCUGCAGGUUCUGACUUGCCAAAGAUAGAGAAACAAAGUGGAGUUGAGUGAUAUGAGUUCAACAAGAGUCAAAGAGAAGACUCAAGUUCAACACUCUGAGGUGUCUUGUGGUUUACUCACUUGUCCUACUUUAGGAGUCCCGAUUUAUCAGUUUUGGGUAUCCCACUUUAGGAGUCCAGGUUGAAAUAUUCCACAAAUGGUAUUAGGUCUUACAUUCCACUAACCUUUUAUCAUUCACAUUCCACUAUCUUUCUUCAUCAAUUUUCCUUUACAAUUCUUAAAACCCGUACAGAACUCAACAGAGACUCCUAAAGUGGGACGGAGGGAGUAUUAUAUUUAGAUGACAUAGAUAUUUGAGUCCAUGUAUCAAUUAGUAGGGUGGUGUUGGAAUUAAUUGCCUCUAGGAUUCAAUUAAUAUUAGUUUGGAACAUCUUUUGAAUCAGACAUACUAGAGAUAUUCUUUCAAAUGUGUCGGAAUGAAGGGUGUUGAACAAUGCUAAUUGAGAAUUUAGAGAGAGAAUAUAUGGUUCAGGUGGCAAAAUU
Salvia hispanica is the source of this 3201-nucleotide messenger RNA. RefSeq names its product putative disease resistance RPP13-like protein 3. Gene Ontology annotation, molecular function: ADP binding. The record is from RefSeq and is a predicted model, not a curated record. Gene Ontology annotation, biological process: defense response to other organism. Lineage: Eukaryota; Viridiplantae; Streptophyta; Magnoliopsida; Lamiales; Lamiaceae.